CCUUCAGCCUCUGAUACGGGCCAGGAUCUUGAGAUCGUGGGGCAGACAUGGAGAUGGAGGCAGAGAGAAAGGAAAGGAUUUGCAACCAUCAGGAAAUAAAGUUGACCAGACUGAGGUCCUAGUGCAGCCAUUUCACCUCCAGAACAAAGUUGGGAAGGAGACUGAGUCUUUCCAUCUUUCCUCAUGAGGAAGCUGAGGUUCAGAGGGGAUAAGGAACUUGCCUAAGGUCACACAGCUAAGAAGCCAGGCUAAUAACCACAACAGGAAUAAUAAUACUAGCAAGAACACGUGUUUGGCAAUUACCAUGAGAAGCACCAUCUCAUUGAGAGGCCCCAGUUCUGGAAAGUAGAUACAAUUAUUUUCCCUUUUGUGCCUGCAAGGAAACAGGCUCAGAGUAGUAAAGUAAAGUCAAAUAGCUAGUAAGCAGGGAUGGAGGCCAAGUGAGAUAAUGUUCAUUGGGUGUGCAUGUGUUCAAAGGUGUUUGAAGUUCCUUGUUAUUUACUCUUUACCUGCCUACCAGAACAGGUGCGAUUAUCUCAGUUUUACAGAUGGGGAAAUUGAGGCCCAGAGUAGCUAUGUAGUGAAGGUAAUGUAGCUCAUACGUUGGAACAUAGCAGGAAUAGACUAAGCUGACAUACAGUGAGCAUCCACCGUGUGCUAAGCAGUGUGUCAUGAUCCACUGGUGCAGAUAGUUAAGGAACUUGGGCAAAGUCACACAGCCAGCAAGUGGCAGAGUCGGCACUUGAACUCAGAUCGUCAGAGGCAGAUCCCUCUGUGGGAUGGAAGGGGCUGAAUCCUGGGAAUCACCCUGGCCUGCGGCCUGCAGGGAUGCGGCCCUUCAUCCCAGACCAGGACAUCUGCUACUUCGAGGGCUUCCUGGAGGGCGUGGGUAUCCGAGAGGGCGGCAUCCUCACCGACAGCUUCGGCCGAAUCAAGCGCAGCAUGAGCUCCACGUCGGCGUCAGCGGUGCGCAGCUACGACGGCGUGGCCCAGCGGCCCGAGGAGCAGGCCUUCCACAGGCUGCUGACGGACAUCACGCACGACAUUGAAGCGCUGGCCCCUGAUGACGACGACAACGACGACGACUAUGACAAGUCCAGGGGCGGGGGCAAGGUGGCUGAAGACAACUACCUGUAGCCUCUGCCCCUUGCAACCCGCCUCUGAGCCUUCCUCACUCUUCCCUGCGGGACUCCAUCCCUAGCCAUCCUUGUUCCCUUGUCGCACCCCUUCAGGAGGGCUCCACUCCCCAGGUUUCUGUCCCUGGCCUUUGUGGCGCGAGUCCCUGAAGUACCAAGAAUGUCCUGCAGGGGGCGGGCGAGGGCGGAUCCUAAAGGCCCCAGGGUGUCACCAGGGAUCAGCAGGGGCCAGUAGCCCUGGUCCGCCUCAGAAAAUCCCUUCCUCCUCGGGACCCCUCAGCUUUUCGAAGGCUGAGAGAUGAAGAAGGGCUCCAUCUGCUGGCAGACUGAGAAAAGAAUUUUGAGUUCAAUCCACAGAGCGUGCGCGUGUGUACACACACACACCACACAUCCAUUUUUUUCAGAGAACUCUACUUCUAUUUUACAGAUUUGGAAACUGAGUUCAAAAAAGGCCAAGAGAUAUGAGGGAAUCUCCUGAUUCUCCUUAGAUAUUAUCUCCCUUUUCUUCUCUCCAAUCAUUUCAGCCCUGCCUUCUUCAUAGGGUAGUCAUGGGGAAUUAAUGAAGGGUAAGACCUUAGUGCUGAGCCUAGCACAUAGUAGGUGUUCAAUAAAUGCUGUUCCCUUCCC
Molecule: messenger RNA, 1763 nt
Organism: Heterocephalus glaber (naked mole-rat)
Lineage: Eukaryota; Metazoa; Chordata; Mammalia; Rodentia; Bathyergidae
Source: RefSeq, a predicted model, not a curated record